AUGUUGCGACGGCCUCCUGGUGAGGGACGGCUCGUCGUUCAACAGCACAAGGUUCUUCUUGCCUUGGCCGUCUUCCUUCUACCAUGGCUCCAACUUGUCGAUGCUCAGCAGCAGCAAUCCCGACAGCAAUCCCCCCCGGAGCCAGCCUCCGUCGCCAACCUCCUCAGCGAUUAUAGCAAAGAUAACAGCAUAGUUGUGGACAAGCAUGAUGUUCACGCCCGAGACGUCCCUAUUCCCCGGCACGACUCCUUCGAUGCUGAGCGCGUCGUAGGUGAUCUCGCUACUGCUACGCCUUCUAAGGCACGCGACCAUCACGAGACCCCAGCCGUUAGCCGCAGGAACAGCGUGACUACCAAGAAGCAACGACUCCAAAACGUACCUUUUCCUAACGAUGCGAGCGCCCUCGCAACUUUGGCUCCGGCUCCGUCCGUUCGAGCACCAAAUUCUCCAAGAUAUCUGCCCAGCCUGCUUGCCGGUGCUGGGCUUUCCUCGCCGCAGACUGCGCGGAGUCUGGAGAAGUGGGAAGUGGAAGACUACAUUCUUCUGGCGACCGUCGAUGGGCAUCUUUAUGCUGUCAACCGUGAGUCCGGCGACGAGCGCUGGCACCUCCAAGUUGAGCAGCCUAUUGUCGAGACCAUUCACCGCCGCCCAAAUAGCUCCAUAGCUGAUGGGCGAGAUGGCCAUGAUCAUCAUCCCCUGGAUGACUAUAUUUGGGCUGUUGAGCCUACUCGUAACGGUCCACUCUACGUAUGGACACCGGCGGGAUAUGGUAACGGCCUUAUGAGCACGGGUCUAACCAUGAAACAGCUAGUUGAAGAGUUUGGCUCAUAUGCUGUUCAGAACCCACCUGUUGUCUACACGGGUCAUAAGAAAACGACCAUGAUCACUUUGGAUGCGGCGACCGGUCGCGUUCUUAAAUGGUUUGGUCAAGGAGGUUCACAAGUGGACCAAAGUGCCACUUGCUUCCCCCCGAACGGGCGUUUCGUCGAUUCGGAUAGUAGGGAAUGUAGUGACAGUGGUACUAUCACUCUCAGUAGGACAGAGUACAUUGUUAACAUACACCGGUCUGAUGACGGUAGAGAGCUCGCCACACUUAAGUAUGCUGAAUGGGGUCCAAACAAUUUCGACAAUGAUCUCCAUCAGCAGUAUCGUGUUACGCAGGACAACCGCUACUUUACUAGCCAGCACGAUGGUAAAGUGUAUGCGCUAGCCUACCCUACCGGAAUUACUUCCUUCGCACUCCAGUUCUCCGUCCCUGUCGCACGUGUCUUCGACAUCGCUCGGCCUGAGGAUGCCCCUCCUGGUAGCAACCCCGAGCUUGUCCUGCUCCCCCAGCCCGUUCCGCCACCUCGGGACGAAGACUCCGCCCGUGCCCGAAGUCAUAGCGUAUUUCUCAACCAGACGGCAUCUGGUAGCUGGUACGCCAUGUCUGGCUGGUCAUAUCCCUUAAUUGUCGAUGCCCCCGCAGCGCAGCUCAGCCGUAGAAACCGCCGGGACGCCGAAAACCCUUGGGAUAGCCUUGAUACUAGUUGGGCGAACAAGGUAUUAGUCGGUACUCACAUUCUGGGGAAUGCAAGGACAGUAGCACAAUGGCCGUCGUCCAUACCUCCAAGCUUACCUUCCUCUCCUUUCACACCAGAAUCCGACAAUGACGAUAAUGAAUCCGUUGUGCCAACCCCAUUCCCUGAUAUUGCGACCGAUCCCCCAGGCAUUGUCGAUAGCAUCGUCGCUCUUCCUCAAUAUGCCGCUGAUAAGACAGUCGACUUCUUCAUGAAUCCAAUUCUAUUUCCUGUACUUAUCUAUCUUCUAUUCCGUUAUUACAAGGACCUGGUCAGAUGGUCUAAGCGCCGCAUCAGGCCAAAGCAGUAUCUUGAUACUAUGACAUAUGUGCGUUCGACAGAUGCUGUCGUCAAUCCGCCGCAGGAACCAGCCGAUGAAGUCGUCCAAGCGCCAGUUGUAGAGGCAGACGAGAAGCAGCAGGAACCAUUAGUAUCCGAACCCGCAGAUGUCGAAAAGGCCGCACCUGUUACCGUGUCUGCGGUUGAGCUUGAGCCGCCACCCGUAGAUGAAAGCCGCGAACAGCAGCAAACUGAGGGCGAGUCUCCCGAGAAGAAGAAAAAGGCCCACCGUGGCCGGAGAGGAGGUGUUAAACAUCGCAAGGGAGCAAAGAAGCAACGUGACGCCACUGAAAGUGCAGGAGAAAAUGGCAUAUCUGAUGUGGGAGAGGGGAUCCCUGGCCUUCAGAACGUUGGGAUGCCAUCUAAGCUCGAACCGAAUAUCACAACCAUGAAUAAUGACCCAGAGGAUGUGAGCGGUCCUAUUGUUAAGAUCGGUGGUAUUGAGGUCAAUCAAGAUGAGCAGCUCGGCAUGGGUAGUAACGGUACCAUAGUCUUCGCGGGAAAAUUCCAUGGACGGGACGUCGCCGUCAAGCGUAUGCUUACCCAAUUCUGGGAUAUUGCAACGCAGGAGACACAGCUUUUGCUUGAAAGCGAUCAUCAUCCCAAUGUGAUUCGAUACUUUGCGAUGUCGAAGAAUGACAGUUUUCUCUAUAUUGCGUUAGAGUUGUGCCAAGCUUCGCUUUCGGAUAUUAUCGAGAAGCCUGCCAUGUUCCAGGAUUUAGCUCGUGCCGGUGAGAUGGAUUUGCCCCGAGUCCUAUUGCAGAUCGCGCACGGCCUAGGAUUCCUCCAUGACCUUCGUAUUGUUCACCGCGACCUGAAGCCCCAGAAUAUUUUAGUCACCAUGGGACGUGAUGGCAAACCGCGACUCCUCGUAUCAGACUUCGGCUUGUGCAAAAAGCUCGAGGGGGGCCAGUCAUCCUUUGGCGCGACUACAGCCCAUGCCGCUGGCACUUCUGGUUGGCGAGCCCCUGAGCUACUCCUCGACGACGACGCGCGCGAGUCUUCUACAAUGUCUAUGACCAGCACGCACAGCGACUCAAGCCAACUAAUCAGCGCUGAUGUCAUGCCUAAUAGGCGUGCUACUCGCGCGAUUGACAUCUUUAGUCUCGGCCUUGUUUUCUUCUAUGUGCUCACGAAGGGACUACAUCCUUUCGAUUGCGGCGACCGGUACAUGCGAGAAGUUAACAUUCGGAAAGGCCAAUUUAGCCUCAAACCUUUGGAUGUACUAGGCGAUGUCGCGCACGAGGCCAAAGCUCUAAUUGAGACGAUGCUUCGAUCCGACCCUAGGGCCCGGCCUUCGGCUAAGGAUGUUAUGUCCCAUCCGUUCUUCUGGUCGGCGAAAGAACGGCUUGCGUUUCUUUGCGAUGUCUCGGACCACUUUGAGCUCGAGCCUCGAGAUCCACCGUCAAAUGCCUUAAUGGAACUAGAAGCUUGUGCCCCUCAAGUAUGCCGAGGCGAUUUCCUCAAGGUACUACCUAAGGAGUUUGUGGAGAGCUUAGGCAGACAGCGCAAAUAUACAGGGUCGAAGCUCCUAGAUCUGCUACGGGCGCUAAGGAACAAGAGGUUCCAUUACGGAGAUAUGAGCGAACCCUUAAAGAAGAUGGUAGGGCCGUUACCAGAUGGAUAUUUGAGUUUCUGGACUCGGAGGUUUCCAAAUCUAUUGAUUAUAUGCUGUACGGUUAUUUACAAGCUGAAUCUGGAAGAGCUAGAUACUUUUAAAGAGUACUUCAAACCGAGAACACCUCUAUAA
This is a messenger RNA of Daldinia caldariorum, 3648 nucleotides long. RefSeq lists its product as uncharacterized. The record is from RefSeq and is a predicted model, not a curated record. Gene Ontology annotation, biological process: mRNA processing; protein phosphorylation; intrinsic apoptotic signaling pathway in response to endoplasmic reticulum stress. The coding region runs from base 1 to 3648 and encodes 1215 amino acids. Gene Ontology annotation, molecular function: RNA endonuclease activity; protein serine/threonine kinase activity; ATP binding. The transcript is spliced from 2 exons. Lineage: Eukaryota; Fungi; Ascomycota; Sordariomycetes; Xylariales; Hypoxylaceae. Gene Ontology annotation, cellular component: IRE1-TRAF2-ASK1 complex.